GAAACAAUCGUGGGUGGCGCGCGAGGCAUGGCGCAUGCGCAGGAUUUGGCGUAUGUAAGGGACUCUGCAUUGUUUCUACGCGGCCGUGAUAACACGCGACAGAAUAGUCGAACUGUCGAAGCCCGAACUUGAGAUGCGGGAUUAGAGUCAAACCGAGCUAAUCGCGGCCGAGGAGAUAAUUAUUUCUAAAUUUUAAAAUACUCACUCGCCAUAUUCUGCUAUCAAACACGGACGCCGGUAAAUUCCUCGAGCCAAAUGGCAAGCUCGACGACGGUCAAAUACGUCGCGGCGCUCGACGUCGGGACGACGACUGUGCGAUGUCACAUCCUAGACAAGAAUGUGAGAACCGUUGGUGCUGCUUCGGGAAAGGUAGAAAUAAUAUAUCCGAAACCCGGAUAUGUGGAAAUCGACCCGAACCGGUUAUGGGAGACUAUAAUUCGAACGAUGAAAGAUGCUUUGCAAGAUGCAAACUUGGAAGCUAAUCAGAUUACUUGUAUUGGUAUAUCGACACAGCGGGGCAGCUUCACAACGUGGAAUCGAGAGACAGGGAAACAUUAUCACAAUUUUAUCACCUGGAAGGACUUACGAGCGGACCAAAUGGUGAAGGAAUGGAAUUCUUCCUUAACAAUGAAGGGCUUGCGUUCUGGUGCACACUUUCUCUACAUGAUUUCUGGGAGUAAACGUUUCCUAGCCGGCAGCGUUUUGAAGCUAAUGAACACCCAGACGACGUUGCGAUUGACUUGGGCGUUGCACAAUGUGCCUGGUCUGAAGGAAGCUGCGGCGGAAGGCAGAGCGAUCUUCGGAGGAGUAGAUUGCUGGCUUCUCUACAAAUUUACCGGUAAACAUGUAACCGACGCAUCCAGCGCCUCCGCCACCGGACUCUUCGAUCCUUUUACAAUGCAAUGGGCAGGCUGGGCUAUAAAGAUGUUCAAACUGCCCCGAAACAUGUUCCCCGAGGUAGUCGACACUGCUGGAGACUUCGGUACUCUGCCGAAGAAUUUACUCGGGGCUGAAAUACCAAUUCGUUGCUCGAUGGCAGAUCAAGCAGCCUCCUUAUUUGGAUCGACCAGUUUUCGGCCCGGGGAUUUAAAGAUCACCCUGGGAACGGGGACUUUCGUGAAUGUUAACACAGGCCGCAAUCCUCACGCCUCUGUGACUGGGUUGUAUCCACUCGUGGGCUGGCGAUUAGGAGCAGAAACGGUCUACGUGGUCGAAGGUGCCUCGAACGACACGGGAUCCCUCAUUGAAUGGGCUAAGUCCAUUGGAAUAAUUAAUCAUCCUGCGGAAACGUCCGACCUAGCAAAAUCCGUCCAAGACUCCGAUGGAGUUUAUUUCAUCCCCGCGUUCAGUGGAUUGCAAGCACCAAUUAAUGAUCACACCGCGGCCGCGGGUUUCCUCGCAGUGAAGCCUACGUCUAGCAAGGCGCAUCUAGUUCGCUCGAUCCUCGAAAGUAUUGUAUUCAGGAUACUUUUGAUAUACGAGUCUCUGCAGCAGGAAACAGAAUUCUCAUAUCACACGAUAAGAGUUGACGGUGGUGUCUCGAAAAACGAUUUCAUAAUGCAGCUACUUGCUGACGUGACUGGUUUGCAAGUCGAACGUGCCAAAAGCAGCGAAAUGUCUGUUUUAGGGGUUGCAUUUUUGGCUGGGUUAUCCUUUGGUGUGUGGAACAGCAAGGAAGAAUUACUCCAACUUCGUGAAGUAGAGAAAGUGUUCAGUCCAAAACGUGAAAGGCAGCUGGAUUAUCAGUCGAUAGUGGAGCUGUGGCAAAAGGCAGUUGAACGGUUCAAGGAUUGGUAUUGACAGCCAAUAAAAAUAAUUAGAUAAAGUUUCCAUAUCGUUCCUCAUCAAAGAGUGACUUUCAGUCGCAUCUGUAACUGAAUCAUGAAAAAUAUUUUUCCGCGAAAAAUCUGAAAGUACCAAAAUAUUGGUUCUGUGUUUGAAAGUCGAUCAGAUGUAUUUAUAACUAUAAUUGAAGCUGUUCAAAAAUAUACGAGAAUUAAAUAUUUUAUCCAAUUCUAUUCGGCGCUAGCAACAUUAUGUACAUAUCAUAUAGUAAUUAAAAAUCGUUACCUAGUUUAUAUUCUUUGUGCAUAC
This is a messenger RNA of Diprion similis, 2094 nucleotides long. RefSeq names its product putative glycerol kinase 5. The coding region runs from base 256 to 1800 and encodes 514 amino acids. Lineage: Eukaryota; Metazoa; Arthropoda; Insecta; Hymenoptera; Diprionidae. The record is from RefSeq and is a predicted model, not a curated record. Gene Ontology annotation, molecular function: glycerol kinase activity. Gene Ontology annotation, biological process: glycerol-3-phosphate biosynthetic process; triglyceride metabolic process; glycerol metabolic process. The transcript is spliced from 13 exons. Gene Ontology annotation, cellular component: mitochondrion.